UUUGGAAUUUAGCAGAAUCUGAAAAACCAGUCCUCCCACCUUUAUGCUGUCAAACUGUAUGACAUUCACAAACUAUUCACUAAAACUUUGUCUGAGAAGUGAAAUGGCGCAACAAGGAUUUAAGUUUUACAGCAAAAAACUUUGCUGUUCCAUCUGCCUGGAUCUAAUGAAAGAUCCAGUGACUAUUCCCUGUGGACACAACUACUGCAUGAACUGUAUUAAAUGCCACUGGGAUGAGGAUGAUCAGAAGGAAAUCAACAGCUGUCCUCAGUGCAGAAAGAUUUUCAGACCGAAGCCUGUCCUGGUGAAAAACACCAUGUUAGCAGAUUUAGUGGAGGGGCUGAAGAAGACAGGACUCCAAGUUGCUCUGGCUGAUCACUGCUAUGUCGGACCUGAAGACGUUGCCUGUGAUGUCUGCACUGGGAGAAAAUUGAAAGCUCUCAAGUCCUGUCUGCAGUGUCUGGUCUCUUAUUGUGAGCAACACCUCCAGCCUCACUUUGAAUCUCCUGCCUUUGAAAAACACAAGCUGGUCGACCCCUCCAAGAAGCUUCAGGAGAACGUCUGCUCUCGUCACAAUGAGGUGAUGAAGAUUUUCUGCCGCACUGAUCAGCACUGUAUCUGUUAUCUCUGCUCCAUGGAUGAACAUAAAGACCAUGACACUGUCUUAGCUUCAGCAGAAAGGAAUGACAGACAGAGAGAACUCGGGAUAAAUCAACAAAAAAUCCAGCAGAGAAUCCAGGACAGAGAGAAAGACGUGAAGAUGCUUCAGCAGGAGGUGGAGAAUGUCAAUUGUUCUGCUGAUAAAGCAGUGUUGAACAGUGAUAAGACUUUCAAUGAGUUGAUCCGUCUCAUUGAGAAAAGAAGCUCUGAUAUGAAACAACAGAUCAGAUCCCAGCAGAAAACUGAAGUGAGUCGGGCCAAAGAGCUUCAGAAGAAGCUGCAGCAGGAGAUCACUGAUCUGAGGAGGAAAGAUGCUGAACUGGAACAACUCUCACAUUCAGAGAAUCACACACAAUUUCUACACAUUUUCCCCUUGCUUUCAACACUCAGUGAAUCUACAAAGUCAGCUUGCACCAAGCUCCGUCCUUUGCGGUACUUUGAGAAUGUGAUGCUGGCUGUGUCAGAGGUCAGUGAUAAACUACAGGACAUUCUUAAUGAGAUGUGGCCGAAACUUUCAUGGACAGUGACAGAGGUGGAUGUUUUACUGCCACAAGCAGAGCCCAAGACCAGAGAUGAGUUCUUACAGUUUUCAUGUCCUAUCACGCUGGAUCCAAACACAGCAAACUCACAGCUGUUAUUAUCUGAAGGGAACAGAAAACUAACAUAUGUGAGUAAAAGACAGGCAUAUUCUAGUCACCCAGAGAGAUUCAUGAACAGAUCUCAGGUCCUGAGUAGAGAGAGCCUGACUGGACGUCACUACUGGGAGGUGGAGUGGAGCGAUUUUGGGGUUUUUGUGGUAGUCACAUACAACGAUAUUAGCAGAACAGGAGAUGACAGUGAAUUUGGAAACAAUGCCAAGUCUUGGGCAUUAGAGUGUAUAGGCUAUAGUUAUGUAUUCAUUCAUAAUAAAGUCAGAACUUAUAUCUCAGGCCCUCAAUCAUCCAGAGUAGGAGUGUACCUGGAUCACAGAGCAGGUAUUCUGUCCUUCUACAGCGUCUCUGACACCAUGACUCUCCUCCACAGAGUCCAGACCACAUUCACUCAGCCGCUCUAUGCUGGAUUCAGGGCUAGUCAUUUCUUAGGUUUCGGCUGCACAGCUGUGUUGCAUGACCUUAUGUAG
Thunnus maccoyii (southern bluefin tuna) is the source of this 1780-nucleotide messenger RNA. RefSeq names its product tripartite motif-containing protein 16-like. The coding region runs from base 44 to 1780 and encodes 578 amino acids. The transcript has a single exon. Gene Ontology annotation, molecular function: zinc ion binding; protein binding. Lineage: Eukaryota; Metazoa; Chordata; Actinopteri; Scombriformes; Scombridae. The record is from RefSeq and is a predicted model, not a curated record.